AUGAUAAUUUCCUAUCUGGCGAGGAUUGUACUGUUAUUGCCAGACCUCUCGGCAUCCGACAAUGACCGUCUUCUUAGUAUUGCCCAGUCCUCAUAUACUAGAAAAAAUGCAAAUCGAGUGGACUUCAAUUUACGAGUCAACUCAACAUCGGAUCUACUCCACAAUAACUAUGUGAGCAGCUCACCGACACAAUCACACAGGCUCAAUCUUCAAAUGGAUCGUUCGCAAAGUUGGGCUCCUUUAGGGAAAAUGCAUAAGCAGUUCUCGGACAACACCUGCAUUUCAGUAAAUGACACACAACGGAAACAUCUUCUGCAGCUGCAUGCGCAGCAACACUUCCUUACACGUCAGAUUCUGAAGGACACGAUUGUGAGUAUGCAAUAG
Messenger RNA from Necator americanus (New World hookworm), 384 nucleotides. RefSeq lists its product as uncharacterized. The record is from RefSeq and is a predicted model, not a curated record. Lineage: Eukaryota; Metazoa; Nematoda; Chromadorea; Rhabditida; Ancylostomatidae. Bases 1 to 384 code for a protein of 127 amino acids. The transcript is spliced from 3 exons.